AUUUCGUAUUUAGUUGUGCUAAAACGUUUGAUCGUUGAAGAUGGCGGUAGUACUAUUCUGUCGAAUUGUUUGGUCAUUACGGCGGGAAUAGUGGAUCGUAUUCUUAUAUAUAGCAAAAAUGGAUAAAUAAUUUUAUAUAUUUUUACAUAUGUAAAAUGAAUCCGUUAACAAAAAUGAUAAUACACAAUAAAAUAACAAACAAUAAAAAAUAAAGAUAAAAAUAUUUUUUUAAAGCAAAGAAACAAGUGCCAAAGUGUGGGUAGUUACAGUGUGUAUUCAAGUCUCCUGUUCUUGUCAAAAUUGUUAAAAAAACACAUAGAAAUUAAUAAAAAUUCCAUAAAGAUUACGUUUAAAAUUCAUAAAUCAAUAAUAAGAAGUGCAGUAUUAAAUCGAUCGCAGAGGUGCAAUAAAAUUAAAUUGAAUACAUUAAAAAAUGUGUAAUUCAAAUGACCACCAAUUUGGUAACUUCAUAAAAAAAAAGAAAAUAACAAUAAUAUAAAUACAAAAAACGUGUACAAAAUACAAUUUACACACAAUGCCUCACAAUAGUCAUAGUUCACAUUCUCGUCAUGGUGGCUCAUCCAGUGACGACUUAGGUAGUACAGAUGAAGUUAAAGUCUUUAAAGAUGAAGGAGAUCGUGAAGAUGAGAAAAUUUCAUCGGAAAAUCUUUUAGUAGAGGAAAAAUCUAGCUUGAUUGAUUUAACAGAAAGUGAGGAAAAAAGUAGUAAAAUAACGGCUCGGCCAGACCAUAGCCCAGUAUUUGGAAAACUAGAACCUCACUCUACUAAUUUUAGCAUGGGCUAUCUUGUAUCUCCGUAUUCAUAUUCCAAUGGCGGUGCUGGAGGACUUCCGGUAACAAUGGCAAACAAAAUUGGGUUACCUCCUUUUUUUUGUCACAACGGAGAUCCUCUAACAACGCCUCCUCCUGCGCAUUGUGGCAUACCUCCUUAUCAACUGGAUCCAAAAGCUAUGGGUUUAACGCGACCGGCAAUCUAUCCAUUUUCUUCAAGUCAGUAUCCCUACCCAAUCCUGAGUCCGGAUAUGUCGCAAGUAGCGUCGUGGCACACGCCAUCGGUGUAUUCCGCUGCAUCGACUUUUAGAAACCCAUAUCCAUCUUCGUUACCCAUUAAUACGACAAUACCAAGUGAUUUCCCGUUUCGAUUUUCGCCAAGUUUGAUGCCUUCAGUUCAUAGUUCACCUCAUCACGUGCUUAACUCGCAUCCUGCUGUCGUAACGCCUGGACCAAAGCAGGACUGUGGCCAGGAUUCGACGACGAAUCAUCGAUUUUCGAGAAACUUAGAUACCAAAAAUUCCACAAAUUCACAAAGCAACGAAUGCAAAGACAGUUCGGACGACAAAAAAAAGCCGCACAUCAAGAAACCGCUGAACGCUUUUAUGCUUUACAUGAAGGAGAUGCGCGCGAAAGUCGUUGCGGAGUGCACGCUCAAGGAAUCUGCAGCUAUAAAUCAAAUAUUGGGUAGAAGAUGGCAUGAACUGACCCGAGAAGAGCAAAGUAAAUACUACGAAAAAGCGCGCCAAGAACGUCAGUUGCAUAUGGAAUUGUACCCAGGGUGGAGUGCACGAGACAACUAUGGUUAUGUGUCGAAAAAGAAAAAGCGUAAAAAAGACAGAUCGCCCGCGGAUUCGGGAGGAAAUAAUAUGAAGAAAUGUCGGGCACGUUUUGGUCUCGAUCAGCAGAAUCAGUGGUGCAAACCUUGCAGACGUAAAAAGAAGUGUAUCCGAUAUAUGGAAGUGGCGAAUAGUUAUACUGAUAAAGAUGAACAAUUCAAUGGGUCCGAGGAUAUGGAUGGACAUAUAAGUGAUGAUGAUGAUGAAAAUGACAAUAUAGGCAGUUGUGAUAGCAUUGAUGACAGCAAAACUGUUGAUGAAGAUUCCGAAUCACUUAAUCAAUCAUUGUCUAGUCCAGGUUGCUUAAGUGGAUUAUCCAGCUUGCAAAGUCCAUCAACAAGUUUAGCUAGUCCACUGAACUUAUUAAAUAGUCCAGCAGCUCCAACAGCAUCUUUAUUGUUACCUAAUAAUGACCAGCAGCCUCCGCAACAAGUUUCUUUACAUAAUUUAAAUCAAAAUAUUGGAACACAACAAACAAUAUCGCACCAACAUCAAAAUCCGCAGCAAACACAACAAAAACCAUCAUCUUCGAAUCACAAACAAAAUACUGCUACUACUUCUGCUACAUCUGAAAAAUAUGAAACGAGUUCUACUUCCACACCUGCAUUAAUGUCAUUACUGCCAACCCACUCAACUACCUCAUCGACGUCAAGUAUUGCAUCUAGCUCCGGAUUAGGAACUGGAUCUAGUAAUUCAAGUACGUCAUCUCCUGCAUCUUUUUCAGAUCGAAUGAUGCGUUCACUUUUGAGUUCUAGUCCUGCGAUGUUGCUAGGAAAUCGUUUUAGUCAUUUGGCUAUGGGAAUUAAUAGCAAUGAGCAUCAUACUCCACAUCAUCUUUCAGCAGGUUUAGCAACUGUGGUCAACAACAAUGGUUACACAGUUGAUAGUAAUAGCGUUAAGUCUGCCCAUGAUGUAUUAGUAGAUUCGUUACCAUAUAAUAAUCCAUUGCUUCCCAAUGACGCGUCUAUGAAGGAUUUAGUAUCGAUAUCAACGGUAUUACCGUCAGUAAAUAAACUAACGAAUACUGGUAUAAUACCUCUUCCUGUUACAUGCACAUCAAUUCCUUCACCUGUUAACUUUUCACCCGCAGAUCUACUAUUUGAAAAAUCAAUUCCACAUCACCGGAGUCCAAUUGGUGCAAAUCCUAGAGAUAUAAAUAAUCCACUUAGUAUAAAUCAAUUAACAAAAAGAGGUGAUAACAACUACAAUAAUUAUAGUAAUAAUCAGUCCGAUGUGAACGUUAUAAAUAGCAGUAGUAAUAGCAGUUUCUUAGCUAAUCCAUGUUCCACUUUGGCAGCUAAUACUAAUACAAAAUGCACAACAGAGGAGAAUACUACAAUAGCUAGGCCAAUAGCAGCAACAGCAACACCAACAAUAUCGUCAAUUUCAGAUUUAGGAGCAAAUGAACGCAUGCAGCAACGCUCACCAUUAAGACAAGAUACCACAAGUUCACUUCAUCUGAGACUUCAGCAAGAAUACAAUAGCCAUGUGCAUAAUCAUAAUUACAUACCACAUGCGAUAUUUAAAAAUAAUUUUAGUCAUUUUAGUCAUCGCUUAGUCUCAGUUUCUGGGGAAACCACUACAAAUACUAAUCAAAGCAGUGCCAUUACACAAACUAAUAAUAAUACACACCUUGUUGAGAAUUCAGCGUUAGCCGUUUUGGAAAAUUCCAACAGCAGCCAAAGUAGUAAUGUCAAUAACAAAAACAAUGGCAGGAGCGGCGAUGGAAGUGGGAGCGGCAUCAUAAUCAAUAACAUUAGCAGCAGUAGUGAAGCCCAGGAAAGUAGCAAACAAGAUGCAACUUCAUCAAGCAAGGAGAAUGGUGCAAUAAGCGUUAUAUAACGUUUGCAAAUGGUAGUGUAUAAUGUGUUAGUAAUAAUAACAGCAAUGAUCAUAUUGCUAAUAGCAACUUCUUGAACUAUAUAUUGAACUGUACGUAUAAAAAAUACUAAAGAAGAUUGUUUAUCUUUAUAUUGAAACACAAAACUAAAUUAUAAAAAUUAUAAAAAUGAU
Molecule: messenger RNA, 3643 nt
Organism: Teleopsis dalmanni
Lineage: Eukaryota; Metazoa; Arthropoda; Insecta; Diptera; Diopsidae
Gene: pan
Product: protein pangolin, isoforms A/H/I/S
Exons: 13
Coding region: 536-3472 (978 amino acids)
Biological process (GO): regulation of transcription by RNA polymerase II; canonical Wnt signaling pathway
Cellular component (GO): beta-catenin-TCF complex
Molecular function (GO): RNA polymerase II cis-regulatory region sequence-specific DNA binding; DNA-binding transcription factor activity, RNA polymerase II-specific
Source: RefSeq, a predicted model, not a curated record